CACUUGGCACACGACACGUACACCGUGACGGGGCAUGGAUGCGGCAGACUCAAAGCGGCCGGUUUGUAGUUACGCCCUUUUCUUGAAACACAUAAAAAUCUAACAUGUAGACUUAGGCACAGGCAGAAGCCUUCGAUGUCUCUGCCGGUUCAUUACCCCGACGACGGGGAGGCUUCCGACUAUCUAGCUCUGCGUAAAAAGGUUCAUGCUUUGAAAGGAGAGCACCGCACGGCCAUACAGGAACAGCAGACGCACCGCGGAGCUGACAUAUCUACCUUGGCAAGUCGCUGCCAACAAGUUGAGGCAGUUAAUGCGGCGCUGAAUGCCGAGGUGCAACAGCUCCGAGAGGAAUCGCGGAAGAACACGGAGAGGUCUAGCAAGUACCGGAAACAAACAGAAAGGGAGCAGCAAAAGCUGCGGGAUGAGGUGGAGCGGCUAACGGCAGCCGUGGCAGGUGUUGACGAGGGCUGGGCGGCGAAGCUCUCGGCCGCCGAGACCACCGCCUCCAUCCGCAUCAAGGAGCUGGAGGCCCAGAUUGAGAGGCUGGGCCAGGAUAAGGAGGCGGCGCUGGCGGCCCAACGCGAGGAGCACGAGGCCAGCCUGCAGGACAUCGACGAGUGGUGCCGCGGCGAGAUCGAGGCGGUGCAGCACAACGCGCGCGUGCAAGCCGUCCAGGCGCACGAGGCGGUGGAGCAGUGGCAGCGCAAGUACGAUGAUGUGAAGGCGGCCUACCGGGACCUGGAGUUGACGCGGGGCCGCCUCACACGCCAGCUGGAUGAGGCGAAUGGGCAGCUGCAGGAGCGGGAGGCGGAGGUGCAGCAGGCCAGGGAGGCCAUCAUGCGCCUCAAUAUGCAGCAAGCCUCAGCGGCCGCGGCGUGGGAGGAGGCGAAGCGCGCGAUGGAGCAGGCGCACGCCGAGCAGUUGGAGGCCAAGCGGGAGCAGCACGCGCAGCAGCUUGUGCACAUUGAGGAGCGGCUGCAGCAGGUGGUGGCCAAAAAGGACACCGCCAUUGCGUCCCUACGCGCGGAGCUUCAGAAAACGUAUUCGACACUUUUGCCUCUCAAGAGCAUGUAGUAGCCAUGUGGCUGCUACGUGCUUGCCCGUGGCGUGUACAAUGACAGGAGCAGCGAAGAGGGUAUUAAAGCAUUGCCUUCGUUGGCAACACGCUAUUAGAGAGAAAUCGUUGAUGUAGCUCCGUGAUAAGCGGCUCUAGCCCUGGGGCUGUCAGGUCUUAUGGUUUAGGGUUUUCCCCGCUCGGCCUGAGGUGCAAGGAGUGGCGUGAGUUUCCACCUUUUGAGCCAUGAGGGAGGUGCGGUAGGGCCCCCUGUUAUAUAUACGUAUGUCUGCCAUUCUUUCCAUUGCUUGUGUGUGCCAGGGAGUUGAUCAGAAAGUGAAGGUGGAGUGCAUGGAAUGAGGUAAAGGAUGAACACGGGGAGCUGCGCUUAUUUCCGUUGCCGGUUGCACCAACCGCCGAAUCGCAACGGGAAUAAUGAAUCCGUCCGUUUUCAUCCAUACCGUAUUUGUUAACACCCGUUUAUGCUCUCCACACACCCAUGUUGCCGUGCCUGGCUUGCCGUGCCGUGAAUGGCGCGCGGCUGGCCGUUAGGACUUGGGAAGCUGUGCGACACAGACGUGCACAUAGGGCGUGAUGCCGUUGGUGAGGGGUAAAGAGUGUGCAUGAGUUCAUGGGUGCGUGUGCGAUUGGGGCCGUGAUCGACUAAGACGUCCUCUGUGUUGAGUCAGGCACCGGCUGUAACGAAUCGGGGCGGCAGUGGCUGGAGGGCGGGCUGAGGUGUAACACGAGGGACUU
Chlamydomonas reinhardtii is the source of this 1810-nucleotide messenger RNA. RefSeq lists its product as uncharacterized. The transcript is spliced from 9 exons. Lineage: Eukaryota; Viridiplantae; Chlorophyta; Chlorophyceae; Chlamydomonadales; Chlamydomonadaceae. The record is from RefSeq and is a predicted model, not a curated record. The coding region runs from base 136 to 1074 and encodes 312 amino acids.